Molecule: messenger RNA, 2341 nt
Organism: Jaculus jaculus (lesser Egyptian jerboa)
Lineage: Eukaryota; Metazoa; Chordata; Mammalia; Rodentia; Dipodidae
Gene: Angel2
Product: angel homolog 2
Exons: 9
Coding region: 478-2058 (526 amino acids)
Biological process (GO): 3'-UTR-mediated mRNA stabilization
Molecular function (GO): 3'-5'-RNA exonuclease activity; mRNA 3'-UTR binding
Source: RefSeq, a predicted model, not a curated record
ACUUACCUGCGUAUCAGAAGUCCAGAAACUUGUGUAACCUUAAGAACUGACUGGUGUGCCACGCAUGGGAAAUGCAGCGCUGUGUUACAUAAGUCUCUGCAAUCUGGCUGUAACUCCCAGAGGCCUGAGAGUGAUGGCAGGUCAGCAGUGUUUCCUGAGUGCCAACUGUAUGCCAGGCGCUUGUGAAGACAGAUUACGGUGCAGGGGCCCUAAGGAGCUCAGUGCCUUAAGAGACAUCUUAAAAGACAUCUGUGUAAAUAACCACAGACAACACGUGUUAGAGUGCAAGUUCCACAUUGCAGUGUGAUAGGUAAUCAGCACCGGGACUGUGGGGACUAAGUUCGCCUGUAUCCAGCGCUCAGGAGGUGAUGAUAGAAGGAUUAGAAGUCAAGGCCAGCCUUGGCUACAUGAAACUUGUCUCAAACUACAUGAACCAGUGCCCAAAUCCCCUUGACUACCUUUUAAGGUUGUCACAAAAUGAGAUACCCCAUGUUUCCCCAUGCAUCGAAGAGUCUGGGCAGAGACUGGAUGACUCCGUGGGAGGAUCUGCAAAAGUGUUGUUGGAGCAGACAUAUUUCUAGUUGCAUGAGGUGGCCUGGACACCCCUCACGUGUUCCUUACCCAUACUUGAGCAGCAGGCAUUUCUCUCUGAAUUGGAGGCCAUCUUGUUUGUUUGCAUCCAGAACUCAAUUUCAGUGCUGUACUUGGAGAUCUGACCGCCUGAGCCAGACAUCCUUGAUUCAUCUCUCUAGUUACGUCAUGGACUCUGAGGGAAAUGAGCCUUCAUCCAAACGAAGAAAACUCCAAGGCACGAUAAGAAGGAAUUGGGAAUACUUAUGCAGUCAUAAUAGAGAAAAAAGUAAGAUCCUAGAAGACGGACAUGCUGACCCCCAGUGUGAAGACAGUGAGAACAAGUUUGACUUCUCAGUGAUGUCCUAUAACAUACUUUCCCAGGAUUUGUUGGAAGAUAACUCCCAUCUAUAUAGACACUGCCGACGCCCAGUGCUGCACUGGGGCUUCAGGUUCCCUAAUAUUCUGAAAGAAAUCCAACAUUUUGAUGCAGAUGUACUUUGUUUGCAAGAAGUUCAAGAAGAUCACUAUGGAACAGAAAUCAGGCCAAGUUUGGAGUCAUUGGGAUACCACUGUGAAUAUAAGAUGCGGACGGGAAGGAAACCUGAUGGCUGUGCCAUUUGCUUCAAACAUUCCAAAUUUUCACUCCUAUCUGUGAACCCAGUGGAGUUCUACCGUGCUGAUAUUCCUCUGUUGGACAGAGACAAUGUUGGAUUAGUUUUACUCUUGCAGCCCAAAAUUCCCUGUGCUGCCUCUCCCUCGAUCUGUGUGGCCAACACACAUCUGCUGUAUAACCCAAGGCGAGGUGAUAUUAAGCUGACCCAGUUGGCAAUGCUGCUGGCAGAGAUUUCCAGUGUGGCCCAUAGGAAAGAUGGUAGCUUCUGUCCUAUUGUCAUGUGUGGUGACUUUAAUUCAGUUCCUGGUUCUCCACUCUAUAGUUUCAUAAAAGAAGGAAAAUUGAAUUAUGAAGGACUUGCAAUAGGAAAGGUAUCUGGCCAGGAACAGUCUUCACGGGGACAAAGAAUUUUAUCUAUUCCAAUUUGGCCCCCAAACCUAGGUAUCUCACAGAACUGUGUGUAUGAGGUACAGCAGGUACCAAAAGUAGAAAAGACAGAUGGUGAUCUCACUCGAGCACAGUUGGAGAAGACGGAGGUCCUAGUAGCAGAUGAAAAAUUGACCUCACGAUUGCAGCACCACCUCAGCUUGUCAUCUGUGUACUCACAUUAUUCUCCUGACACUGGAGUUCCAGAAGUGACUACCUGUCAUUCCCGAAGUGCCAUAACUGUGGACUACAUUUUCUACUCUGCGGACAAGGAGAGUGCUGCUGGGAGUCCAGGAGCUGAAGUUGCUUUGGUUGGUGGCCUGAAACUGCUAGCUAGGUUGUCACUUCUUACAGAACAAGACCUAUGGACCAUUAAUGGACUUCCCAAUGAAAACAACUCCUCAGACCACCUGCCUUUGUUGGCAAAGUUCAGACUGGAGCUCUGACUCUUGGCUCAUGCACAGACUCUUCCUCCCAAUUCAUGUUCUCUUUAGAGAAUGUGGAGUUACCAUAAGGGUUUGUUAGUUUUUGUGCUCUGGAUUUCUGAAAUUCGAUUAUAUGCUUGAAACAUAUCAGAAGAAACAAGUUUACAAGGUUUUUAGGAAUGAAAAAAUAUUUGCCUGGUAUUUAAGAUAUAAAUACUCUUUUUUAAAAGUUAUUUUUAUUUUGAGAGAGAGAGAGGCAGAGAGAGAGAGAAUGGGCAUGCCAGUACCUUCAGCCUGCUGUGAA